Tricharina praecox is the source of this 3409-nucleotide messenger RNA. Its product is annotated as mediator complex, subunit Med5. Gene Ontology annotation, biological process: regulation of transcription by RNA polymerase II. The coding region runs from base 69 to 2981 and encodes 970 amino acids. Gene Ontology annotation, cellular component: mediator complex. NCBI's taxonomy places the organism in Eukaryota, Fungi, Ascomycota, Pezizomycetes, Pezizales, Pyronemataceae. The transcript is spliced from 4 exons. The record is from RefSeq and is a predicted model, not a curated record. Gene Ontology annotation, molecular function: transcription coregulator activity.
CGUCCUCGGCGGGGGGGAGCAAUAUCGCGUGGGAGAAUGUCAGAGCUCUCAGACCUACAACAGUGAUCAUGCCGAGUCCCACGCUUCCGCUCGACACAUACAGGAAGCUCUUUCGCAAAUGCAUCUUGCACCGAACACCCGUCGAUAGGUUCGAGGGUUACUUCCACCAGCUGCUGUCGCGCUCCCCGAUUCCGCCCACGGCCAUCGCCUCUACGGCCCUCGAGCCCGAGCUGACGUCCAAUGCCUCGGACCCGCUCCACCUCCAGUACGUGAGCCGCCUCGUCGAGCGCGACAUCGUCAGUCUCGCCAACAUCCUGGUCGCGCUGCUGCAGACGUCCGCCGCGAAAUCGCUCACCACCUCGGCUACCACGUCCCCCGAGGCCGCGUUCAAACACCUGCGCGGCAGGGAAUUGCUCGAGCAGGAUGUGUUCCUGGUGUUGGCGCUUCUCCUGCGCGGCCAGAAGAAGCCGCGGUCGCCCGAGAGUGUGUGGUCGGCGGUGCAGGCCAUGAGCGAUUGGAUGGAGGCGGUGAUGGCGGCUUCCGGUGCGGGCAUCCUGAGCAGUGGUGAUGGUGCCGCCGAGGGGAUCACCGAGGUGUCGAUGGCACAGGAUCAGUCGAGCAAGCUUCGGCUCGAGGCGCUGGGCGAAUUGAUCAUUGCGCUGGGGGCGAACGAACAGGCGGCCAAGAUCUUGAGUGAAGGAUCGAGGAAGGAGAAGAAACUGGCGUUUCAGACUAGCUUGAGUCUGUUCACGCAGUAUAUCCAGGUCCAGAAUCCGCCGCUGGCGAGCAAGCUGGAGGAGAUGAGACAGCAGUAUCAGAGCCCGAGUCCGAAGCAGCAGAGAGGUAUGCUGAAGGGUGGCCCCAGUGAAACGAUCGAUGGGAUGGUGAUGGGGCUGGGAGGUGAUGCGGCGGAUCUGGGGCCUAUCGUGUGGACUAGGGCACAUCUGUUCAUAUGGCUGGAUAGCUUGAUAUGUGGCCAUCCCAACGUCUACGACGAGAUCAUAAUCGGGUAUCUGUAUAGCCGUUACAAGGAGGAGGCAAAUGUCAUGGUCGCAGACUUUAUUACGGCGGUAAUCGACGUUAUAACGAAUGCACUGGCCCGCAAUGAGACAACCUGUACCCUAUUCCUCCUGCGCUCAUUCCUCUGCAACAAAGUGCCCCUCAUCCUCAAUCGGAUAUCUCCCUCUUCCCUGGCAUCGUCCUACGCGAUAUCACAAACUUUCCUCCGCACGGACGUGGGCACACUCAUGAAUCUUGCGCCGGCGACAUUCGAACCUUUCGCGGACAACUCCAAUUCCAGUCCGGAUAUGAUGUUUGACGACAUCACGGUGGACCUGCGGCAAGACUUCUUGUUUGCUUGCGCUCUGCAUGGUGUCAUCGGCGAGCAAGAAAUCCAGGGGAUAUUGGGCGAGCUUCCGUUGAGUGCGAUGCCGAGUUCUGGAAGAUACGAUUACCGAGUGAUCAUGUCGGAGUGUAAUGUUGACCCUUCGCGGGUCGACCGGUUGCUUGAGGAGAUCGAGGGAGUCGAGGGAAACUCGGGGGCCGUCGUUGCGGCGCUAUUCGAUGUGAUGAAGCAAAUGUGUGAGAGUCGGGAAACAAUGCCGCUCCGAAACAUCUGUAGCUUCCUUGCCCGGAAGCCUAGCAGUAUCGACGUGAUGCUCCUCUUCGUCAAACCGGCCGAGAUACUUGAGCCCCUGUGCGAUCUCCUCGACACUUGGCGGUAUGAGGAGGACCAGGGCGAAUAUCAACCGGUGUACGAGGAAUUCGGAUACAUCCUACUCUUGGUCCUGACUAUAAUCCACCGCUAUUCCUUCACUACCUCCGACCUCGUCUUCUCCCAUCCUCCUAAUAAUGAGGCGUUCAUUCCGCAGCUGCUACACAACUACUCUACGGCCCAGCGAAUAGAAACCCUCGGCUCCUCUGACCGCCAUGCACAGUUGGGGGGCUGGAUCAAAGAGCUUUUCGAGGGAGAGGGCAUUUCGGAUGGCCUCAUGAUGUCCUGUCGGCCACAAGAGUUCUAUCUUCUCAUCCCAACACUCUUUGCCCAAUCCAUGCUCGCGAUCCAGCGCGGGGUCCUGGAUCUUGACACUGUCAACGAAGCAUUCGCGUUUCUGCUUACCCCCUUCCUCUUACCAUCGGUCAUAGCGGGUCUUACAUGGCUUGCCCAGCACCUCUGGAGCCACAUCGACAUCCCCUCACCCAGCCUGUCGAUCCUCACAUCCCUUAUCAUCGCACACGACCUUGCCCCAGAGACAGCCGAGACGCACCGCACCGUGGUCGCCAUUUCCGCGCGGCCUCUCGAUGCCGUUCUCUGCGAGCUCCUCCGCCGUCCCAAAAUCUCGCCCGACGUCAAACACACCACGGAGAAGCUACUAGCCACGCUCCGCCCACACCUCGGGUUCAAGCGCACCGCGACCCCCACCCGCGACGAAGUCGAAUCGUGGAUCCACACCGCCGGCACCGGCGGGCUAGCCAGCGCCGUGGCCAACAACUAUAACCAGCUGCUAGCGUGGAACGCCGGGUCGCCGCCGCAAUACACGUCGCGGCUGCUCGUGACCGCAUGGAAGCUCCUCGGCGCGCGGCGCGUCGUCGAGAUCAUCACCAACGAAGCGGGCAAGAUGAAAGCGGCGGGGCACGCCGGCGUCGCCGAAGACGUUGCGGCCGCCAUGCUGGGCGCAUACAUCGGCGAAGACGGCCGCAUCGACUUUCGCGAGGCGCUGGGCGCGCUGGUGGGCGAGGGCGCGAAUGAUACGCUCGUUGUCGUCAUGAGGAGGGUCGAGGCGGCCUGGAGGCUGUGGGAUGGCGUCAGCGGCGUCCAGCAGCGCAUGCAAGAGGUGAGGGAGAUGGGGGAUGUCGAUCUGGGCGAUAUGGGAUUGGGCGUCGGUGUGGGCGUCGGCGAUGGCAUGGAUAUGUUGAUGGAACACCAUGACUUUGAUGGGAGCAUGGGCGGCAUUGGCGGCUUGCUGGAGAUGGAGAUGUAGUCUAAAUGAUGGCAGCUAUGGAUUCGGUGCGGGUUUCUGGUUUAUUUUCUGGGGGGAUACAGCGAUUCGAUGAUGACGGCCUACAUAGAACUUUCGAUUGUAACAAUCUCCUUGCUGGCAUACUAGGAAAGCGCACCUACUGGGGAUGUGGGAAGUUGUAUGUACUGGAGAUGCCCCUAGACCACAAGAACAUACGUGCCUACCGAAUACCGGUCCAUAUACCCAGGAUACUGAGGGCCUUCCAAGUUCCAAGGUCCAAGUUCCAACCCUCCGCAACAGCAGCAAACAAGUUGCAACCCCAAGACCGAAGGCCGUAUGACCAACAAACACGCUCUGUUUUCUGUUACUUGUUGGAAUGUGUGAACAAGUAUUGUAUUGUCGUUGUAGUGUGAGAGUCUGAAGCCUCGAGAGAAUACAUAAAAGAGGAG